Molecule: messenger RNA, 5378 nt
Organism: Odocoileus virginianus texanus
Lineage: Eukaryota; Metazoa; Chordata; Mammalia; Artiodactyla; Cervidae
Source: RefSeq, a predicted model, not a curated record
CAGAGGUCUGGGCAGAGCGGUCAGGGACCGUGUCUGCCUCACCGCCACAGUCAGGAAUGCUGGGUGCUGACGGACCUCCUUGAGACAGAAAGCACACGAGACAUUAAUGACGAUAAAAGUAACAACACUUAUUGAGCACUUCCUCCUCGCUAGUCACUGUAGGAAGUAAUCAGUCUUAAAAAAAAUAGCCUUGUUAAAAUUACCACCACUUCUUAGGUGAGAAAACCAGAAGUCCGGGGAGACUGGGGGAAUCUGGUCAUUAACAGGGCUGGUGCCAGAGCCAGCGUCCCGAGAGUAAGUCUGUACCAUAUUACACGCCUGUCCACAUGACCACCGCUACCGUUAUACUUACUUUACCAGUGGGGAAACUGAGGCUCAGAGACAACGAGUGAGUCACACAGGCCUGUGCAUCUGCUGAGUGACAGGUCCAGGUAGGUGUGGUUUCAUGGCUUGAGCUCUUAGCUCUGAAUUCUAGUUCUCCCACGGGGAGGUGUUUCCCCCUCCCAUCCUGGACCCUAAUUUGAAGGUGGCUGGUUCCAAAGUCUGAACUUUCCUUGGAGAGUGGGUGACUCCCAAGAGAAGUUAGAUUCUGGAUGCCCACGUCUAAGGCUUGCCUGGAUCUUGACUCACCAGAGGUGGACGGAGGCCAGGCCAGAGGCUUCAAGAAGCCCCAGCGAGGGGCUCUGGGGCCCACAGUCAGGCUCAGAGGAUGAGGGUAUUGAGGAUAUCCCUUGCAGUGGCCAGAGCUCCCCUGGGAACAAUGGGGCCGGGCCUCAGGGCCUCUGGUUUCCAGGGCAGUUGCUUCCAGAAUACCAAGGACGCUUGGCGGGCCCUGGGCCUGGUUCUGCCAGGCUGGCAGGAGAGCAGGGGCAUUUCUAGGAGGGCCUGACUUCCUCCAUCUUCCCGUUCCCAUGCCCUGGCUUUGCCCUCUUUGGGGGUGGGGGGGGUGACAGGGAGUGGCCUGCCUUCAAUACAUUCCCCUCCCGGGUGUCCAGGUUGCACCUUGUAAAUCGGAUUCCUGCUUUUUAGGGAUUUAUAGCAUCGCAAUGACGCUUCAGUUCCUUCUGAUUUAUUGGCAAAGGCAGCAGCUUCCAAUCCUGGCCUUACAGUUUUUGGGGGUGCUGGUGGUUCAGGGAAGUGAGGGGAAGAAACUUAAAAUGGUUUCCUCCUUGAAAGAUGCUCAUCUCUAAAGAAAACCUUGGGUGAAUUGUUUUUGGAACAGGAAUCUUAAGAGUUAAGGGAAAGCUUCCCUUUCAAGCUUCCAUCUCCUGUCUUGGUGAGGACCAAAGGGUGUUGCAUGUAGUUGAAGAGGGAGUAGGUCAGGGAGGAGGAUCUGAGCAUACCGCCUGGCUGGAAUCCUGGCUCUAAGCUUGGAGAAGUUAUCUAACCGUGCAGAACCUCAGUUUCCUUAUCUGUAAAAUGGGACUAUGACCCCACAGGGUUACUGUGAGUGCUAGAUGAGCUGAUGCCUGGAAAGGGAGCAUAUGACUGGGAGAAACAUCACGAGUGCCCAGAAGUACUUGCUUUCCUUCCUGUUAUUUCGCCCAUAGUGCUCAGAACAGCACCUGGCUCAUGCUAGAUAAUAACAUGCUUGUGAAUAAAUACAAAGGAAAUAUGGCCGAAUGAAACAGCACUGCCGCUAAAGAAUGAACUCCAGAGUAACUUAAAAAUAUUACUCUGCACGAAUAUCGGUGAUUUUCCAUACCUGUUUUCUAAAGAUGUUCACAUUUGUCUUGGGGCCCUUGGGCAGGGCAGGCCUGCACUCUGCAUGAGCUGGAGGAGAGUCACAUAUAAAGCUGAGAAGCUGUUCUCUGUGGGUCCUCCAAGCAACCCAGCUGAUGGAGAAAGCGUCUUCUGCUGUCAUGGAGUGAGGCACUGUGGGAUGGGUGCAUUUGUCGGCUCACACGGGAGGUUCCCCAGAACCUCUGACUGUGCCUUUCCCCUAUUUACUGCCACCUGGUGACACAGUACUGCUUCCUCUAAGUACCAAGUAGGGUUUCACACUUGAAACAGGACUCCCAGGACCGCCGCCAGCUCACUGCCGUCACCCCAGCCUCUGUGCCCAUCCCUAAGCUUCAGCUUGUUUCUUCCCCACUAAACUGAUGGUAAAAGAGCCACAGCCCUGGCCCAAGAGUCUGACCCAGAGCGCCUCGAGUCUCUCCUACUUCUUACUUGCUUACCAUGACCAUUGGUGUAGUCUCUGAGCCUUAGUUUCAUCAUCUGAACAAUGGGAGUGAGGACCCUGACCUUCCAGCAGGGGCUUUCAGGAAAACGGACUCUCCCUGGUGUGGAGAGCUGGGUGAGUGAGCUGAACCCAACAGCAUUCAUUUGGGAAAUGAGGACCCACUCGUCCCGCCCCCAAGGGGAAUUGUGCCCAACAGUGAACGUGGGGAGAAUACUCACAAGGCGCAGGCCUUCACCCAACCUCCACGAGCCCCAUAGUUCAACCAGACCAGACAGACAGCAAAGGGAAGAAGCAUGCUCUAAAUCUCAGAAGUCAUCUGAACGUCGCCUUCUAAUGUCCGGUGCCUCACACACUGAUUCACAAAUGAGCAGGGGACGUUAAUUGCGUGCAUGUCUGAAGGCCAUAAAUGGGUAACCUGGAGGAACAGUAAGUCAGAUCUCCUUGGAGGGAAGGAGCGUGGGCUCUGGGGAACCUGCUGGAUGAGGGUUAAGCCAGGCAUGUGAGUCGGGCAGGUUUCUCCACCUCUCUGUGCCUCAGCUUUCUUGCCUGUGAAAUGGAACCAAUGCUGGCUUCCACGUAAAGUUCUUGUGGAGCACUGAUGAGCCAAGGUAGGUGAACCGCUUAGCGCUUAGGAAAUACUCAUUGGAUGCUCACCAAAACAACGCUGCGACCUUGGUGCUUUGACUUAGGGUUUGCAAAGAGCGUGAGGGUCAGGGAUGCUCCCUGGUCCACUUUUGCUUUGAGUUUCAGGUAGCCGUUCUCUUCUCUCUGUGUGGGUGGAAGAGGACCCUCGCUUCCUUUCUGUCCCUUCCUCCUGGGCUUCAGCGGGUGGGCUGCCUCCACUGAGCCGCCGCUUCCACCUGGAGAUCUGGGGUGAGGCUCCUUGCUCUUCCCGACUUCCGCUAACCCCCACUGGGGAAGAUCACUGAACAAGUCUGCUGGCCACGGGACUGUUGCACAGGCUGUGACCGCUGGCGAGGACUGGAGAGCCGGCGGCUGCGGACUGCCCGGCGCAGAACAGCCCCUCUUUGACCUCACAUGCUGGAGAAGCAGCCCCAUGAAGGUGCCCAGCCAUGCAAUGUUCCUGGAAGGCCGUCCUCCUCCUUGCCCUGGCCUCCAUCGCCAUUCAGUACACGGCCAUCCGCACCUUCACGGCCAAGUCCUUCCACACCUGCCCGGGCCUGGCGGAGGCCGGGCUGGCCGAGCGGCUGUGCGAGGAGGGCCCCACGUUCGCCUAUAACCUCUCGCGCAAGACCCACAUCCUUAUCCUGGCCACCACACGCAGCGGCUCCUCCUUCGUGGGCCAGCUCUUCAACCAGCACCUGGACGUCUUCUACCUGUUCGAGCCUCUCUACCACGUGCAGAACACGCUCAUCCCCCGCUUCACGCAGGGCAAGAGCCCCGCCGACCGGCGGGUCAUGCUGGGCGCCAGCCGGGACCUCCUGAGGAGCCUCUACGACUGCGACCUCUACUUCCUGGAGAACUACAUCAAGCCGCCGCCCGUCAACCACACCACGGACAGGAUCUUCCGCCGCGGGGCUAGCCGCGUGCUGUGCUCCCGGCCGGUGUGCGACGCCCCGGGCUCGGGGGACCUGGUGCUGGAGGAGGGGGACUGCGUGCGCAGGUGCGGCCUGUUGAACCUGACGGUGGCCGCCGAAGCCUGCCGCGAGCGCAGCCACGUGGCCAUCAAGACGGUGCGCGUGCCCGAGGUCAACGACCUGCGGGCCCUGGUGGAAGACCCCCGCCUAAACCUCAAGGUCAUCCAGCUGGUCCGGGACCCCCGGGGCAUCCUGGCCUCCCGCAGCGAGACCUUCCGCGACACGUACCGCCUCUGGCGGCUCUGGUACGGCACCGGGCGGAAGCCCUACAACCUGGACGUGACGCAGCUGACCACGGUGUGCGAGGACUUCUCCAACUCCGUGUCCACCGGCCUCAUGCGGCCCCCGUGGCUCAAGGGCAAGUACAUGCUGGUGCGCUACGAGGACCUGGCCAGGAACCCCAUGAAGAAGACCGAGGAGAUCUACGGGUUCCUGGGCAUCCCCCUGGACAGCCACGUGGCGCGCUGGAUCCAGAACAACACGCGGGGAGACCCCGCCCUGGGCAGGCACAAGUACGGCACGGUGCGCAACUCGGCGGCCACGGCCGAGAAGUGGCGCUUCCGCCUCUCCUACGACAUCGUGGCCUUCGCCCAGAACGCCUGCCAGCGCGUGCUGGCGCAGCUGGGCUACAAGAUGGCCAGCUCGGAGGAGGAGCUCAAGAACCCUUCCGUCAGCCUGGUGGAGGAGCGGGACUUCCGCCCGUUCUCAUGACCGGGGCUCCGUGGGUGGGGGCAGGGGGCACACGGUGUCGGUUUUGAUAACAUGGACCGUUUUUAACUGUUGCCUUAUUUCCCCCUUCCCUCUCCCACCCCGUCUUUUGUGUCCUACCUGCCCCCUGUCCACCCCGCCCCCCAACUUCCACCUGCCUCUCUUUGUCUCUGAAAUUUGCACUAUGUCUUGGACAGGAAUCCCUGGGGCAGAGGGGGCGGUGAAGUGGGGUCCAGCCCCCACCCCACCCCGUUCAGACACUCGGGUGUGUGUCUCUGGUGGAUGGUGACAAUGUUUACAAGCACCACACUUACACAUUCACAUACGCACGUGCACACACACACACACACACACACACACACACACGGGCGCCUGAGAGGAGAGACACCCCAACCACACAACUUUUGAGGUUUUUUGAAUGGAUGAGUGGUCAGGGUAUGGUAGUUUUUGCACUGUCUUACUUCAACAAGGUAAGAGGUUAAAAACAAAAAGGCCACCUCUCUCUAAUUUAUGAAUGGUGUUUAUCCCUCCCCAUCCUGCUUCUGCCCCCCAAUACCACUGCCCCCCACUACAUGGAGCAGAGAAAACUGCCCCUUCCUGCCCACCCUUGCCUGGCGGUGAGCAGGUUUUUACUGUGAGGUGAAUGUGGACCUUGUUUAUUUCUUCCAGUCUGUGGCAACGCUGUCUGUCUGUCUGUCUGUCUGAGUCUUGUGGCUGCCCCUGGACUAGUGAUGGCUGAUAAAUAUUAUGGUUUUCUGAUUGAUCUUGGGGUCCAUCUGUGAUAUUUCUUUGUGCCAAAAAGAAAAAAAAAAAGAGUGGUUCAGUUUGCUAAAUGAACAUUGAAAUGCUUUAUCUGUGUUUUCUGUAAAUAAAAGAGUGCAAUAAUG